AUGCACUUGUCGGAUAUUCUUCUGGAGCUCCUCAUCAUUGUGAUCUCCGUGGUGUCUUUGUUUUCCAACUUGCUGGUGCUGCUAUGUUUCAUCUACAGCGCCGAGAUACGAAGACAAGUGCCGGGAAUCUUCAUCCUGAAUCUAUCCUUCUGCAACAUCAUCAUUGCUAUCAUGAACAUGCCCGCUACUUUGGCCGGAGUAGUCAGAGACCAGAAGCCCUUUGGCGAUCCAUUUUGCGCCGCUAUAAGUUUUAUGGAGAUAUUUCUAACAAUCAACACUACACUAAGUAUGGCUGCGUUAAGCAUAGACAGGUGGAUAGCGGUGGUUUUCCCGCUAACUUACUCUAUGAAAAUGCGUUAUAAGGACGCAGCGAUAAUAGUAGGAUACACCUGGAUUCACUCUUUUGCCUUCUCCAUCUUUGCGCUGUUAUACUCUUGGGUAGGCUACAGCCACACAUAUGCGUCUUGCAUCUUGCACCUGGGCGGAUCAGAAAACGGAAGGUCGAAGUUCACUGCAUUCUCCAUAGUGUUUCAGACCACCAGCUUCUUGCUUCCUCUCAUCAUUCUCUGCAUCACUUACCAGAAAGUUUUGAAAGUGGCCCGUUUUCAUUGCAAAAGGAUAGACGUGAUAACAGUACAGACGCUACUUCUUUUGGUGGACAUUCACCCAAGCGUGAAACAACGGUGCCUUUUGGAGCAGAAAAAAAGAAGACAGAGAGCCACAAAGAAGGUCUGCAUUUUCAUCGGGACUUUCGUUGUUUGCUUUGCUCCUUAUGUCAUCACAAGGUUAACUGAACUGGCGCCGGACGUUCACAUCGACCGUCACUGGGGAAUCGUUAGCAAGUGCCUGGCGUACAGCAAAGGAGCGCUUGAUCCCUUUGUGUACUCCCUCCUCCGCCAGCAGUUCAAGAAGGCUCUGAUCAGCAUGGCCAACAGGGCCCUGGGACGCGGCGCCUACCCCUCCUCAGGACACAGCAGCACUGCAGACACGGACAACGACGGCCUCUCGCGGAGAGGCAGCUAG
Messenger RNA from Sardina pilchardus (European sardine), 1023 nucleotides. It is a transcript of the gene gpr78a, whose product is annotated as G protein-coupled receptor 78a. Gene Ontology annotation, molecular function: G protein-coupled receptor activity. The coding region runs from base 1 to 1023 and encodes 340 amino acids. NCBI's taxonomy places the organism in Eukaryota, Metazoa, Chordata, Actinopteri, Clupeiformes, Clupeidae. Gene Ontology annotation, cellular component: membrane. The record is from RefSeq and is a predicted model, not a curated record. The transcript has 3 exons. Gene Ontology annotation, biological process: adenylate cyclase-activating G protein-coupled receptor signaling pathway.